Molecule: messenger RNA, 8166 nt
Organism: Phyllopteryx taeniolatus (common seadragon)
Lineage: Eukaryota; Metazoa; Chordata; Actinopteri; Syngnathiformes; Syngnathidae
Product: protocadherin-10-like
Exons: 4
Coding region: 4585-7557 (990 amino acids)
Biological process (GO): homophilic cell-cell adhesion
Cellular component (GO): plasma membrane
Molecular function (GO): calcium ion binding
Source: RefSeq, a predicted model, not a curated record
AAUGUAAAAAAAAAAAAAAUAUUCUGGAACAAUGUGUAUAUAAUGUUUCAAUUUUCCAUUUUAGGAUGCCCAACUAGGAAUCAUAUUGGAAUACUGUAAAAUGGUGUCUUUUGGAAGCACUCUGAUAGUGUGUUAUGGAUAUUUCCGACUGGAUUAUUAUAUUCCAUGUGUCAUGAACAGGAUGUGAGCUUGGACCCAAACGCCGGAUUCAGAGGCAAAACCCACAGUUCCAAAAUCACAAUGUUGAAUAAACAGGCUGGGUGCGGUCGCUACAUGGGGAGGCGGUCAGCGAACGCAGCCGUAUCCAAAAGCAGGAGGCAAAAAGGUCACGUCAAUAAUCCCAUUAUGAUUCGCGCACGCACACGCAUGACAGCAUGACAGCAUGCUAUACUUUCUGACGUUCCACACCUUGCUUUUCAAGAAAUUCUCCCAAUCCAACCAAAGUCAACUAAGCGUGUUUUCCGCAUAUUUUUCCACGCUAAAUGGAAUUGUUCUUUUCAUUUGGGUGGAAAAUCUUUUCAUCGCUUUAACUGCUUUCACAAGCAUUUCUUUGCCUCAUUUCCCUUCUCUUGACAUAAUUGGACAAUCAUUCUCGAGUAAAAUAUGCGCGUGUUCCGUUACUUCAGAUUUGAAAUAUAGUUUAGUGUUCAAAAUACACAGUAUAUAAUAACAUAUACUGGGGAAAUGUGUUUAUAUAAUAUUAUGAUGAGGUGAUUAUACUUGUAUCUGGUUUUCAGUCAUAACAGCCCUCUCAAGAAAACCAUCAUCAAAUGAGUUUGACCCCCCCCUGCGUAUUCUAUUUCACAUAAGUCAUAUGUUGGCUAACUCAUUUGCAUACAUGACAGGGACGUAUAUAUUAAAUACAUAUCUCGCAUUUCCUUCCAGUACCACUUUGACCUCAUUAAUACAUCCACGCAUCCAUUUUCGCGCAUGCGUGUCCUCAUUAAGGGUAACGGUUGUGCUGUGUGUGUGUGUAGACAAACUAUCAUUCACACUGUCCACCAUUCUUUUUUUUUUUUGUAAUGUGAGAGGAAGCCCGAGUAGCAAGGUAAAACUGGGAGCAGUGCACACCCUUCCAACUACGCUUAAAAAAAAAAAAGCCACCCACAAAAGAAAAGAAAAGAAAAAAACCCUCGGCCCCCGUCUGGCCACACCACUGCAAUCAGUCUAGAACCGCCUCUGCACACAGGGAGUCCAGAACCGAGAUUCGAAUCCCCGACGUCAGUAUCGUGAGGCAGACACGAUGACCGCUCGGUUCAUACAUUUGUGCGUUCCGAUAGUACGACUCAAAAGUGAAAUAUCGGCCAUUUGUUGAUCUGUCUUCAAUGUGGCCCAAGAGAGCGUUAUAGCUUCUGUUCCACAGAGGAGAACCUGCAGUGGCUUCUCUUGACAAAGACGAUCGCCUUAAAGAGCUUUUCCCGUCGAUGCGUUCGGCUGGUGUGUUGUAUCACGGAGACAUCUGCCUGUUGGCGACUUCAUUGUUUCGCCCCUGCGUAUGUGCCAGUGACCUCAAUUGUGCUUUAAGCUCCCGUCUAUGUUUGCAUUAUCUACUUUUUAUGUGCUGCUUCUUAGCGUCGGCUAUAAAGUCAGUAAGAGUAACUACGCAACUUAACAAGUAAACACAUUAUUUCCCAUUUCUGUAGCAGAAAAUAAUCAUACAAUAGUUACUGUGUACACUCAAACAAUAACUGGCGCAUUUCAACUCAACGUGUCUUUCCGAGGACCCCUUGUUUGCCCGACAAAGUGCUGUGACGUAAAAUACGGGAAGUUCAGUAACACCGCAGUAAUACGGAAUUUAGAAUAAUGACCUCUUCCGAAGAAUCCCGCUUUUUGUCCCCAGUGGCUGUCUUUCAAAACAGAAUACAAAUGUUAUAGAAUCACAUAGAAGGCUCACAAAGCGCAUCGUCUGCGUCCUAUGGAAGCGACGGCUCCGUUGUUGUCAUGCCGAAUUCCAGCCGAGGGGGCGACAGAAGUUACAUCAAAUAGCUUGAAUUGUUAGAUGUGAUAUUUGCCUUUUUUUUUUCUGGGUCGUCCGAAAACUAACACAUUUAGAAUCUUAAGAAACCCAAAAUUACUGUUGUGGUGGUUGUUGUUUUUUUUUUGCAUUAUCACACAGCAGUUUUGAAUGUAAUCAUACCACGGAACAAAGUGAGAAUCCAUUCAAAAUGAUAUUAGAAUUGAAAUCUCAACAUCAUGAUUGUAAAUCAGUUCACUUCAUUGAACUGUGCUGUAACGAUGCGCUCUGUCUCAAAGUGGCGAUGUGGGCAAACUGUCAGUCAAUAUCAAAAGAAUCGCACGCAAUUUCAAAUGGGCAAAUUCCUAAUCCAACAAACCCUGAUAAGCAACAGUGACGAAUCGCAAUGUUAUUUAUGUUUCGCUGACAUUGCCCCAAGUGCACGUCGAUUUGCAACCGACAAAAAAAGGAAAAAAAAUCACAAAGAUAUUAUUUCUCGUUCUUGACCGGGAAAUGAAAAGGAAAUUGGAAGUUGCCAGGUAAAGUCGUUGGACCGAUUUUGUAGCUGUGGCUUUGUGAGAGAAACAUUCAAUGUCAAAGGCUCUGGAAAUUCCCCUCGGCAACUCCGAUAAGUGAAAUGUAUUUGUUGUCACCUUUCAUUUCUGCCAUCAACAGUCCGCGCUGACAGGUGACGACCUCUUGAGAACCCAAGAUGGAGGUCCAAACAACGAUUGAACGAUACAUUUGGGAAAGACAAGUUCAGUGAGCUAUGAUAAGAAGUUUCAUUUCACGAUGAUCAAACUGCCUCAAAACAACUUUGCAAGCAGAGUACAAUUUCCAUUCCAUUCGUCGCACGUCUGUUUUACUGCUGUGAAUGGAAAUCUUAUCCAGUGAACAGUGAAUUCAGGCUUUUGCACGUGAGUCAGUGUUUUAUGAGGCUUUCCCGAUCGUACAUUUUCCUCGUGUCGUGUCGCACCGAAGUAAAAUCGCAGCACUGCAACUAGACGUACGUACGAGAGGACGCGGUCAGCGGUGCUAAUUGUUAUUAAUCUCACGACCAGAGCAGUCGAUCGUGUGAGAAGAAUGGUUUUGCUUCGGGCAUGUUCAGAGCAGGUAGUGCAGAAAAUGUUGAAAAUCAUCAAAUUCUGAAUGAUGAGUUGGCCUCAAAACACAUGACACGCUUUUGAAACCAUUUGAGCAGAAUGCACAUCCCUUUUUUUUUUUUUUACUUCAUACUAAAACCGAUUAUGAGUAAGAAGCUGCAGCGGCCCAACCUUUCCUAAUCCCAAGGUUUUAAAACCGAAAAGCAGUUAAAGACAAAAGGAUUGCUUGUCGACUUUUGCCCUGGAGUGAGCGACGGCGGCAGAUUGUCAGUGUGUGCGCGCGUGUGUUGGAGAGCCUGCAAGAGUGACAGGGCGAUCAUCUCUUUUGUAUGUUUUGAUCCCUAAAUGCAGCGGCUGCGUCGCCCUUAUCCGAGCCACUUAGCUGUGCAGCGGGUAAGUGAUGCCAUGCACUUAGGCUGUGAAAAGCAGGUCAAUAUGACCACUGAGAGGAACCCGCAUGUGCAUAACGUGGAUAGCCUUGGGAUUAUUUCUCACAAAAUGUCUUAAUUCCUCUGUUCGCUAAUGAUCCAGGGAAAAUGCCCUCUAAUCUCCAUUCCAUUAAUUAAAAAGAGCAUGAGCCCGUGGAAAACCUCGCCAUCUGCUGCGGUUUCGCUGCUGCAGACAGAUUGUGUUUUCAGCUUUCAGCAUGCGGGCGAACUGGGAUUUGGGGAGCAAAUGGGUCGAGCCGACGGUAAACAGAUACAACUGCUCUGUUUCGGUGAUAACACUCCCAGAUGUGUUGGAAUGUUCAAAAUCUUCUCCUUGGCUCCAAUUCCGCACGAGAUACACCUGCACAAUCUCAUGAGUUCAAAACAGAUGCCGUGCUAAAAAUUGCGCCUUUGCUAAAUGUAGAAAACUCUGUUUUGGACGGCACCGUCACUGAUGUCAUUUUACUUUACUUUACUUUACUUUACUCUACCAAAACAUUCGAAAGACCUCUCAGAAUAAUGCAACUGCUAACCAGCACAAUACUAUUUUUUGUACAAAGGGUACUUACUGAUUUCGGCAUGUACAUCAUUUGGACUGAAGGAUGUGGACGCGCAAUUUGGCCACAUGAAAACUCAACAAUGAACGAACACAAUAGAGUGCGGCUCUACAACAUGGCGAGCUACAACAAAAUGACAACUCCAGUUUUGCUUUUGUUUUUUGGGGGGGAUUUUUUGGAACGCUUCUGGUGAGGCCAAAUGCAUUCAGUGAGUAAAAGUGAAGCAAGCACGUUUCCAUGCAAUUAAAGCCUCGGGACUGUGAUAUGGAUUGGCUCAGUCAAGAUUAUCCAAGCAGAUGUCGUCUUGCCUCCAAUUGAAACAGUAGGGCCAAUGGAACGAGGGCGCGCACACACCUCUGUGAUAGCCCCCCUGCGAGCCCCCCCCUCGCUCUUUCCUCUCUCCUUUCUCUCCCACACAGACAAACAGGAGCUGCAUCAGUCCCACCAAUGUCAAGUUUUGCAUUGUUUGCCGUCCACUGCGCGCAAUUUGGCCUCCGUCGGCAGCGUGGCGUUUUCGUGGGAGUGGAGAGAAAAGCCUCCAAAUGGACACACGAGGGGCGAAGACGGGACGAAAGGUGUGCGUCAACUGCUCCGUAUUCUGCGCCUUUGCCUCGCUUGUGUGUUUCUUGCACUCGGCAUGCGCACAGAUCCGCUACGCCAUCCCAGAGGAGCUGGAACACGGCGCCUUCGUGGGCAACGUAGCGGAGGACUUGGGUUUGGAUCUGGAUAAACUCUCUGCGCGAAGAUUCCGCAUCGUGUCCGGUACAAGGAGGCAGUACGUGGAGGUCAAUUUGGAAAAUGGAGUUUUGUUUGUCAACGAGAGGCUCGACCGGGAAGAUGUGUGCGAGCAGAGUUUGGCGUGCUCGUUCCAUUUGCAAGUGGUGAUCGAAAAGCCGCUGGAGUUGUACAGAGUUGAGGUCGAAAUUCUGGACGUAAAUGACAACUCCCCGAGCUUCCCGUGGAGCCAAUUUAAUCUGGACAUUUCGGAAUCCGCGGCACCGGGAUCCCGUUUCCCACUGGAGAGCGCGCAAGACUCGGACGUGGCUUCCAAUUCGUUGCGCACUUAUUUGCUGAGCGUCAAUGAGCAUUUCACUUUGGACAUCCAGACGAGGAGCGAUGGCAGUAAGUUCGCCGAACUGGUGCUCCAGAGCCCGUUGGACCGGGAAGAGCAGGGCGCGCACCAGAUGGUUCUGACGGCGGUGGACGGAGGUUCGCCGGAGAGGUCCGGAAGCGCGCAAAUUGACAUCACCGUUUUGGACGCCAACGAUAACGCGCCUGUCUUCGACCAGUCUUUCUAUCGCGUGCGACUGGCGGAGAACGCACCCAAGGGCGCAGUUGUCAUCAGACUCAACGCGUCCGACUUGGACGAGGGCACCAACGCGGACAUCGGCUACUCUUUCAGCGGGCACGCGCCCAGCAAAGUGCGCCAGCUCUUCGCGGUGGACGCGCGCACGGGCGAAAUCAAAGUGAAGGGGCCGAUCGAUUACGAAAAGGCAAGGAUGCACGAAAUGUACAUCCAGGCGAAGGACAAAGGUCCUUCCGCCGUCGCGGUCCACUGCAAGGUGCUGGUGAACGUCUUGGACCGGAACGACAACCUCCCAGAGGUCAUCCUGACGUCCGUGUCCACGCCCGUGCACGAGGACGCGCCCCCGGGCACCGUCAUCGCUGUCAUCAGCGUCACAGACGAGGACUCGGGGGAAAACGGCAACGUGGACUGCGAGAUCCCGAAUCUGAUCCCCUUCCAGCUCCACUCGUCCUUUCGAAACUACUACACGUUGGUGACCAGUGAUGUUCUGGACAGGGAACGCGCGGCCGAGUAUAACAUCACUCUCACCGCAAGAGAUAUGGGCUCUCCGCCUUUAUUCACCAGGACAACGAUCGUGGUGCACGUUUCUGACGUGAACGAUAACGCACCGCUCUUCGCGCAACCUUCCUAUUCCGUCUAUUUGACUGAGAACAACGCGCCCGGGGCCUCCAUCUGCUCGGUGACGGCGCAGGACCCAGACGAUGGGCAAAACGCGUAUCUCUCGUAUUCUGUAGCAGAAGCCGACAUCCAGGGCAUGCCCGCCUCCACGUACGUCUCCAUCAAUUCCGACAACGGCAACAUUUACGCCCUCAGGUCGUUUGACCACGAGCAGUUCAAAAGCUUCCAGAUCACAGUGCGAGCUCGAGAUGCCGGAUUGCCACCUUUAAUCGGCAACGUCACAGUGACUCUCUUUAUUUUGGACCAAAACGACAACGCGCCCGUCAUCGUGUCGCCUCUUCCUGAGAACGGGACGCCGCCGACCCAAGCGGUGCCGAGAUCCGCCGACGCCGGCUACCUGAUCACCGCGAUACGAGCGGUGGACGCGGACGCGGGUCAGAACUCGCGCCUCUUCUUCCAGAUGCUCCAAGCGACUGAUCCGAGCUUGUUCAGUGUGGCCCUAUACACAGGGGAAAUCAGGACAGUGCGGCGGCUCGCGGAGGAAGACCCCACGAGGCACAGAUUGGUCAUUCUGGUGAAGGACAAUGGCCAGCUACCCCUCUCGGCCACGGUUUCCAUCAUUCUGUCAGUGGUUGACAGCCUGCCGGAAUCUCAGCCCGAUUCGGGUGACCUGUCCCUGAGCCCCCGUCACAGCUCCGACUUUAGCCUCUACUUCAUCGUGUCCCUGGGCGCGAUCUCCUUCACAUUUCUCGUGGCUAUCGUCGUCAUCGUGACCGUGAGGGGGCUGAAGGACAGCGCGUCCGGCAAAGAGUCCAACUUGCGCUGCGGUUGUUGUCGCUCGGUAACGCCCGGCGGCGCCGACGUCUUCAAAAAGUCCCAUUUGAACGUCAGAACGUCCGCGGACUCGGCCGGCGGUAACGGCGCGCCCCCGCAAGCUUACUGCUACAAGAUGUGUCUGACGCCAGAAUCCUCCAAAAGUGACUUCAUGUUCCUCAAGCCCUGCAGCCCCGUCUUAUCUGGCCGGCAGAAUAAGAAUCAUUCCCAAAGCACAGACUACCUGACAUCUGGUUGGAGCGCCAACCACCGAACUUCAUCCCCAAAAGAGCUUAAGUAUUCCAGUAAGGACUGGACCUGGACCAAGAACCAACGCAAUUCAACAUACAAGAGGUACAGCUGUGGAAAUAUGGAAGGCGCGCUAUCCCGUCCGCAGCACUACGACGCCGAUGAGUAUUUGUGCUCCGUGGCGCCGCCGCAGUACUGGACCUGGGGAAACCAAAUGAGUGACUGCAAGAUGUCUCUUCAAGACGAAGCCAACUGCACUUGGACUCCAAAGUACACGCAGCCUCAGUCUGAGGCGGCGGACUACCAGCACAAUGUGCACAUUCCCUCGGAGACACCACUGGACUACCAGCACAACGUGUAUAUUCCUGGCACCGCAUCCGGCUACGGCACACUCAAGCUUGCGCCGCGGAGUGAGCUGGACGUCUACAACACCUUUUCUACUUUUGGGAAGAAAAAGAAAUUCAUCUCCAAAUAUGAACCGCCUUGUGACAGAGAGGAUGGGCUCAUAAGCAGUGCUAUUUUGAAAUAGGACACCAAGCAUUCUGUUGACUCCCUGUAUGAUGUAUGAUAUAUUUGUAACUAACAAGUUGGUUUUUGUGAGAUUUUUGCAUAGGACUUGGAAAAGCAAAAAUAAGAAGAAAACAGACUUAUAAUCGGGGUGAUUCAAAAUGUGACUUUUCCCAAAACCUACGGCCCUAAAUGCAUAUGGUCAAAUAUUUGACUUGCACUUUUCAAAUGCUUUCCUGCUCAAUUCUCAUGAGCACACGUUGUAUUAAGCAACACAUCCAAUAGUAACUGUUUAUUCUUCCUCAAGAAGUGUUGUAUAUGUUGGACGAGUCGUUUUGACUUGUUGUUGUUGUUGUUGUUGUUGUUCUCAUCACAUGCAAAUAAUGAUAGAAUUCCGAUGGACAGCAAAGGUGACGCUCGACUUGUGGCUUCUAGGCUUGCUCCAUUCAAAAUGAUCCUCAUACAUGAUGAUUUCAAUGUGUUGUGAAAUUCAGUUUGAAAUGUGACCUGUACCUAUCCAUGAUUCAUCUGUAUCCUAGUACAUGUUCAUACAUGGUAGAAAUAUUCACUUUGUACAAAGUAUGUACAGGAAAUAGAUAUUAUAUGAAUAAAAUUCACCUUAAACCCAAAA